AUGUGCGGUGUUGCCGCUCUCCUGUUGGGGGACACAAAAGCCACUACGGCUGCUGUGGAGCUCCAUGAAUCCUUAUACUUUCUCCAACAUCGUGGUCAAGAUGCCGCAGGGAUAACGAGUUGUUCGAAUGGCCGUGUGUAUCAAUGUAAAGGAAACGGAACUGCUUCCAAGGUUUUCACUGAGGGUCUUCGUCUUCAGUAUCUCCCUGGUUAUAUGGGUCUUGGCCAUUUGCGCUAUCCCACUGCAGGAACAUCAUCCGCGUCGGAGGCACAGCCUUUCUACGUUAACUCUCCCUACGGUAUCUCGAUGAGUGUGAAUGGUAAUCUCGUGAAUACCCAGGACCUUUGCAACUUUUUGGAUGGGGAAGCUCGCCGACAUGUCAACUCUGAUUCAGACUCGGAGCUCCUCUUGAAUAUUUUCGCCCAUGGUCUUCAGAAGCUCGGCAAACGUCGUGCCAACUCAGAGGACAUCUUCACGGCGCUUGGUGACGUUUAUUCAAUGUGUCAGGGAGCAUUUGCAUGCACUGCGAUGAUUGCAGGUUUCGGUAUCCUGGGUUUUAGGGAUGCCAACGGUAUCCGUCCCCUCUGCCUGGGCUCACGGCCUUCAACCACCCUGCCUGGAGCGACGGAUUACUUCAUGGCUUCGGAAUCCGUGGCACUGAAGCAGCUGGGUUUCCGUGAUAUAAUAGAUGUUCUUCCUGGCCAGGCCGUCUUUAUUGAGAAAGGACAGGCACCCAUAAUGCGCCAGAUUGUCGAGAGAAGAUCCUACACACCAGACUGCUUCGAAAUGGUAUACUUUGCGCGCCCAGACUCCUGCAUAGACGGUAUUUCUGUAUACCGCAGUCGGCAAAAUAUGGGAGUAAAGUUGGCCAAGAAGAUCAGGGAAGUCCUUGGAGAGGAUGGAGUCAAGGAUAUCGAUGCUGUCAUCCCUGUUCCUGAAACGAGUAAUAUCGCUGCCGUCUCCCUGGCCAACGAGCUAGGAAAGCCAUACGUGACGGCUUUGAUCAAGAACCGAUAUGUUCACCGCACAUUUCUACUCCCCAACCAAGCAUUAAGGCAGAAGAGUGUCCGCCGUAAGCUCUCGCCGAUAGAGUCUGAGUUCCGGGGAAGGAAUUUGAUUAUCGUCGACGACAGUCUCGUCCGUGGCACUACCUCGCGGGAAAUUGUCCAAAUGGCAAGAGAAGCCGGAGCAACUCGCGUUAUAUUCGUUUCAUGCUCCCCAGAGUGCACACAUCCGCAUAUCUAUGGCAUUGACCUUGCGGAUCCUGCUGAUCUCAUUGCGCAUGGCAAGACAACGCAAGAAGUUGCCAAGUAUAUCCACGCCGACGAAGUCAUUUUCCAGGGUCUUGAGGAUUUGAAGGAUGCCUGUAGAGAGGCUGCGGAAGGAACAAGUCAGGUCGAAGACUUUGAGGUUGGCGUUUUCUGCGGAAAAUACGUCACAGAUGUGCCAGAAGGCUAUUUCGCCCAUCUGAGCGAACUUCGGCAUGGGAAGCCGGCUCAGAAGGCCGGUAUGAAUGAUGUUCCGGCCGGUGGUGACGAAGUUGGCGUGGUUAGCAGUUCAGGGCCGUUGAACUCACUCCCGGAUGCUGGGGAAACUCCAGACCGCCGCGAAGAUGUCAGUCUGUACAACUUUGGAGGCGAAUUUGCUUCACACGAAAAAUAG
This is a messenger RNA of Pochonia chlamydosporia 170, 1662 nucleotides long. RefSeq names its product amidophosphoribosyltransferase. The record is from RefSeq and is a predicted model, not a curated record. The transcript is spliced from 13 exons. Gene Ontology annotation, cellular component: cytoplasm. NCBI's taxonomy places the organism in Eukaryota, Fungi, Ascomycota, Sordariomycetes, Hypocreales, Clavicipitaceae. Gene Ontology annotation, molecular function: amidophosphoribosyltransferase activity. Gene Ontology annotation, biological process: purine nucleotide biosynthetic process; purine nucleobase biosynthetic process. Bases 1 to 1662 code for a protein of 553 amino acids.